AGUGAAACGAAGAAUGGAAGAGGGAAAAAGGUUCUUUGUGGCGGUUCACGUCGGCGCCGGCUACCACUCUCCUUCCAACGACAAAGCCCUUAGAUCCGCCAUGAACCGUGCUUGCCUCGCCGCUGCUUCCGUUCUCUCCAACGGUUCAGGAUUGUGCUUAGAUGCUGUGGUAGCCGCCAUUCAAGUGUUGGAGGAUGAUCCAAACACCAACGCUGGCAGAGGCUCCAAUUUGACGGAGGACGGUGGCGUCGAAUGCGAUGCCAGCAUUAUGGACGGAAAAUCUGGUGCCUUUGGUGCUGUUGGAGCAGUGCCAGACCAGGUGUUCAAAAUGCUAUUCAAAUUGCUGCUUUAUUGGCCAAAGAGCAAAUGAUGGGAUCUCCAUUGUUGGGUCGAAUUCCUCCAAUCUUCUUAGGGGGUGAUGGGGCUCGCAAAUGGGCUAAGUCUAAGGACAUUGCUUUGCCACCAAGUAUACAUGAGGCCAAUGAGUGGCUGGUCACAGAAAGGGCAAAAGCACAAUGGAUAAAAUACAAGUCCAUGGUUGAAAAUGCUGCUAGAUCUAAGACAGAUAACACUCCUGAGGGUGACCCUUCUGCCUGUCAAAAUACUGCAAUGCCAGGUGCAGUUUGUGCUCCGGAAGAUCGCAUAAUGGACACGGUUGGGGUUAUUUGUGUAGACAAUGAGGGGCAUGUAGCAUCCGGAGCCUCCAGUGGUGGCAUUGCUCUAAAGGUUAGUGGAAGAGUUGGGUUGGCAGCAAUGUAUGGUUCAGGUUGUUGGGCAUCAUCAAAAGGUCCCUUUGGUGCUUCAUUCAUGGCUGGUUGUUGCGUAUCUGGGGCAGGGGAGCACCUAAUGAAAGGAUUUGCAGCUAGGGAGUGCUGUGUUUCAUUGUCACUCUCACAGUCUGGUGCUGCCUCUGCUUGCACAAAAAUUUUACGCUCUGUUAUUGAGGAUGGAAUUCGAUGUGGUACUGAUAGCAGUGCAGGGAUCUUGGUUGUGCAGUCAGAUGCCUCUAUAACAGAUCAAGGAAAAUCAUCAAGGCUGAAAGCUGUAGAGAUUGCUGCUGCUUAUACUUCGUUGUCUUUUGGAGUAGGAUAUUUUGGAAGCUCUAUGGAACGUCCCAAGGUUUCAAUUCUCAGGAGUACAAAACAACAAAGCAGGACUGCGAUAGAUCAAUUCGGAGCACGAAUAGAUCUUUCAAAUAAAUAGUUGUGACCACUGAUCGAAUUUCGCUGGUGCUGAGAGUUCAAAUUCGUGACACACAACAAAAUUACAUAAUUAAGACUGCUUGAUAUUCCCUUGAAUUUCUUAUUUAUUGCGCUGUGUGUUGGGGAAGGACUGAAUAUGUAAUUGCACCGGUGCAAAACGAGUCUAUAUCCAGUCUAAAUCAACAAAUUUUAGAUAGGCUGGAACAUUUUGGUUAGAAUAGAUAUAAGAUUCGUUUUGGAUUGUUAGGGAAUGGUCUUUAGUUUUGUGGAUUGAAUCACAUUGAACUUCAUCAGUUUCCAUGUUUGGUAUAUUUAGCUGUUUCCAGCAUUUUCAAAGUUUCCCAGUAGUAGUCUGUGAAAGGAGCAUUCAGUGGAAGCAAUACACAAAUGAAAUUAGAAAUAGUGUCUAGUAAACGCCUGAGGGAUAAUUUGUAGCAAGUUUGGAAGGGGAUGGAGGAAAUAUGCCUUGUAGUUGUUGGGCAUCUUCUGAAAAUUUUCGUCUUCAAAAUGAAACUGAAAAUGCUUU
Messenger RNA from Abrus precatorius (Indian licorice), 1728 nucleotides. RefSeq names its product putative threonine aspartase. The transcript is spliced from 10 exons. Lineage: Eukaryota; Viridiplantae; Streptophyta; Magnoliopsida; Fabales; Fabaceae. The coding region runs from base 253 to 1203 and encodes 316 amino acids. Gene Ontology annotation, biological process: protein maturation. The record is from RefSeq and is a predicted model, not a curated record. Gene Ontology annotation, molecular function: threonine-type endopeptidase activity.